UUCAGGAUCGCGAUGGAGUGCAGAGCUGUUCCAAUUCUUCCCACCUACUCACAAGCCUGUGGAACUUCCCUGCCCCGAAAACCCUCCCUCUGCCGAACACUCUUCGACUACGGACCUCUGAACGAUCCGGUGAUAAUUCUCAUAACACUAGCCGUUGUAGUGGGAUCCUUCUGCCUGCUCAGCGGCUUUAUACUCCUCUGUGUUGUUUCGAAAGCCUGGCAGGAUGAGACCUCCGAGGCCAUACUGCUAAUGGCCAUUGGCUUCUUUAUCACCGCCCUGUCCUGCGUAUCCUGGAAAUUAACGAGGGCCCAACGGAUCACUCAGCUGGUGGAUGCCCUCAGCAUAGAGACCCAGACGAUUUGACUUGGGACUUGACUUGGGAAUAAAUCUAGUUGGUGUUUAGUAAAUUUUAGUUCCAAAAUAGUUAAAACAAAAAA
Messenger RNA from Drosophila takahashii, 437 nucleotides. RefSeq lists its product as uncharacterized. The record is from RefSeq and is a predicted model, not a curated record. NCBI's taxonomy places the organism in Eukaryota, Metazoa, Arthropoda, Insecta, Diptera, Drosophilidae.